Molecule: messenger RNA, 1942 nt
Organism: Hypanus sabinus (Atlantic stingray)
Lineage: Eukaryota; Metazoa; Chordata; Chondrichthyes; Myliobatiformes; Dasyatidae
Product: zinc finger protein 27-like
Exons: 3
Coding region: 1-1701 (566 amino acids)
Biological process (GO): regulation of transcription by RNA polymerase II
Molecular function (GO): DNA-binding transcription factor activity; RNA polymerase II cis-regulatory region sequence-specific DNA binding
Source: RefSeq, a predicted model, not a curated record
AUGCAGAAUUAUAAGGCGGAGGUGGUGCUGAGGAACGCUGACUGUGGGAAGCGAUUCACUGAAUUACCUCGACUGAAGAUACAUCAGCGAGUUCACACCGGAGAGAGGCCAUUCAACUGCUCAGACUGUGGGAAGGGAUUCGCUCAGUCAUCUCAACUGAAGGUACACCAAAGAAUUCACACUGGGGAGAAGCCGUUCACCUGCUCGGACUGUGGCAAGGCAUUCACUUCAUCAGCUCACUUACUGAGACAACAGUCAGUUCACACUGGGGAGAGGCCAUUCACCUGCUCAGACUGUGGGAAAGGAUUCACUUCGUCAUAUAAGUUACUGAAACACCAGUCAGUUCACACCGGAGAGUGGCCGUUCACCUGCUCAGACUGCGGGAAGGGAUUCUCCGAAUUACCUCAACUUAAGGUACAUCAGCGAGUUCACACUGGGGAGAGGCCAUUCACCUGCUCAGACUGUGGGAAGCGAUUCGCUUCGUCAUCCCAUCUGAAGAUACAUCAGCGAGUUCACACUGGAGGGAGGCCAUUCACCUGCUCAGACUGUGGGAAGGGAUUUGCUUCGUCAUCCCAUCUGAAGAUAAAUCAGCGAGUUCACACUGGAGAGAGGCCGUUCACCUGCUCAGUCUGUGGGAAGGGAUUCACUCAGACAUCUCAACUGAAGGCACACCAGGGAGUUCACACCGGAGAGUGGGCAAUCACCUGCUCGGACUGUGGGAAGGGAUUCACUUGCUCAUCCCAUCUGAAGAUACAUCAGCGAGUUCACACUGGGGAGAAGCCGUUCACCUGCUCGGACUGUGGGAAAGGAUUCACUUCGUCAUAUAAGUUACUGAAACACCAGUCAGUUCACACCGGAGAGUGGCCGUUCACCUGCUCAGACUGCGGGAAGGGAUUCUCCGAAUUACCUCAACUUAAGGUACAUCAGCGAGUUCACACUGGGGAGAGGCCAUUCACCUGCUCAGACUGUGGGAAGCGAUUCGCUUCGUCAUCCCAUCUGAAGAUACAUCAGCGAGUUCACACUGGAGGGAGGCCAUUCACCUGCUCAGACUGUGGGAAGGGAUUUGCUUCGUCAUCCCAUCUGAAGAUAAAUCAGCGAGUUCACACUGGAGAGAGGCCGUUCACCUGCUCAGUCUGUGGGAAGGGAUUCACUCAGACAUCUCAACUGAAGGCACACCAGGGAGUUCACACCGGAGAGUGGGCAAUCACCUGCUCGGACUGUGGGAAGGGAUUCACUUGCUCAUCCCAUCUGAAGGUACAUCAGCGAGUUCACACUGGAGAGAAGCCGUUCACCUGCUCAGACUGUGGGAAAGGAUUCGGUCAGUCAUCUCAACUGAAGGCACACCAGGGAGUUCACACCGGAGAGUGGCCAAUCACCUGCUCAGACAGUGGGAAGGGAUUCGCUUCGUCAUCCCAUCUGAAGAUACAUCAGCGAGUUCACACUGGUGAGAGGUCGUUCACCUGCUCAGACUGUGGGAAGGGAUUCAUUUUGUCAUCCCAUCUGAAGAUACAUCAGCGAGUUCACACUGGUGAGAGGCCAUUCACCUGCUCAGACUGUGGGAAGGGUUUCACUUCAUCAUCCCAUCUGAAGAUACAUCAGCGAGUUCACACUGGUGAGGGGCCGUUCACCUGCUCAGACUGUGGGAAAGGAUUCACUCAGUCAUCCAUCCUAAAGGCACACCAGCGACUUCACACUGGGUAGAGACCGAUCUGCUCAGACUUUGGGAAAAGAUUCUCUCAGCCAAAUCAACCAGUGUGCAUCACUGAGUUCACACUGGGGAGAGGCCAUUCACCGGCUGUGAAUGUAGGAAGCGAUUCACUCAGUCAUCUAAUCUUAUGUAGCUCUCAGUUCUGCUGGCAGCUUAACAGAGGGGGUUAUAGCCUGCCCACCCCAGUCUGGCCAAACUGAAGAAUCUCGUUUGGGUGGAUAGUGAGUGAUGUGU